AUGGCCUUUAUGCGCGAGUCCAUUGGCAACCUCCAGUGGCACCGCGUCGACGUACCAAGUGAUACGCUGCUGCGCAAGGACGCCAUUGCGAAUCCGCACAACCGCGGUUUCGUGAUUUGUGUCCACGAAGGCAACUUUGCCGCCGCGCUCUCGCUCGUCACGGAGCUCGCGUGCCUCGGGACAGAGCUGCCGGUCGAGCUGCACCACUGCACAGAGCGCGAGCUGCCGUCCGACUUGGCGGCUGUGCUCAAGCACGCCGCAUUCACACACGUCCGCGUGGUCGACUCGUGCGCCCUGGCCGCCGCCCAUGGCAUUCCGAGACCGCCGCUGUUUGCAUCGCCCCGCGACGCGUGGAUGAAGCCGCUGGCUCUCUACACGUCGACGUUCGACCAUGUCAUGAUCCUGGACGCGCACACGCUGCUUCUGCGCAACCCGAACGUCAUCUGGACCGACGCAGGUUACGAGGCCAGCGGGUCCUAUUUUUUUCGCCAGCGCAACCUCGUGCCGGGUGCGAACGCAGCGGACCGGUACACCCACCUUCUGCGGAAAUACACGGAUCUGUACCACUUGGACACAUCGAUCCAAGCUGUGAACCUCGAGCUCUCCAACAACUUUACGCAGCAUCUCGGCUCGUCGUUUGAUGCGCUGCAAACCGUGGACCCGAGUCUCCUCGUGGUGCACAAGACCCGGUACGGCGACCGCUUGCCCAAGCUGCUCAAGCGUCUCAUUGGUCAAGCACCGCGCGAUCCGUCGUUCGCAUGGCUGACACCCCACGACGCCAUCUUCUCGGUUUUUGAGCUCAUGCACAAGCCGUUCCACGUGGCAACGUACGGCGCGAACACGCUCAAUGCGCCGCGGGAUCUCGAGCUGCACCCGACUGUCUUUUGCGGCCCUGUCGCCCAGCGCUGGAUUGCGCCUUCCGUACACAUCUCCAAGAGCCUCUUCUUCGUGCAUGCGGCGACGCUCAUUGACACGAAACCCAUCCCGACCAACGAGAAGCUCUAUAGCUACCAGGGGUACAUUGAUGUACCGAGCCACAUUACAUCGCUUCGCCUGCCCUCCUUGUUUAAGGAGGUUGUCGAGUACCCAACGUGCUUUGCCGACGUCCAACGCCACGAAGCGCUGCCCGCUGACUUUUUCAGAGCGCUCGCCCGCCGCCGCGCGCAUUAUCACGCGCUUGCAUUGGGCACCUUCCAUGGCUUGACGGCGUGCUCGUAA
Messenger RNA from Saprolegnia parasitica CBS 223.65, 1218 nucleotides. RefSeq lists its product as hypothetical. Gene Ontology annotation, cellular component: Golgi apparatus. Bases 1 to 1218 code for a protein of 405 amino acids. The transcript has 6 exons. NCBI's taxonomy places the organism in Eukaryota, Oomycota, Saprolegniomycetes, Saprolegniales, Saprolegniaceae. Gene Ontology annotation, biological process: protein O-linked glycosylation. The record is from RefSeq and is a predicted model, not a curated record. Gene Ontology annotation, molecular function: alpha-1,3-mannosyltransferase activity.